Vigna angularis (adzuki bean) is the source of this 2121-nucleotide messenger RNA. RefSeq lists its product as uncharacterized. The record is from RefSeq and is a predicted model, not a curated record. The transcript is spliced from 5 exons. The coding region runs from base 316 to 1632 and encodes 438 amino acids. Lineage: Eukaryota; Viridiplantae; Streptophyta; Magnoliopsida; Fabales; Fabaceae.
CCGUCACAUGCGACGGCAACCCUAAAAAUACCGAACUCGCUGACGCAGCCAUUCUAACGUCGUCAAAAUAGACGGCGCCACUCCCUUCCUAUUCUUCUGCUCUUUCUCUUCGUUCUCCCCCUCUCCCUCUCUGAGAAACUCACUUUCUCUCUCUACAAACUCUCUGUCUCUCUCUCUUGAAAUUUCAUUUCAAAGAGAUGCUUCUCUCUGCCCCCUUGUUUCCCUUAAAGGGAUAGAGUGUGUUCACCAGGCUGAUGAGGGUGCCAUUGGUGGUUUUGUUGAUGUAAGAAGCUGUAUACUGCUGUCUAUUUCAGAAUGGGUGCCGUUUGUUGUGUUGCUGCCAAAGACAAAACUUUACAAAGUGCAUCACCCAGUGAAAUCAUACAUCGGAAUAUUCGAUAUUCUCCAACAUGGAACUUUCGGUGGGAUCAUCGAGGGCGUGUAGCUGGUGAAGAUACUGCAGUAACUUGGUUUUCUAAUGGUAUUAGCAGGAAUGAUGGACUGGAGAAUAAAAAUGAACUCUCGUAUGCAUCGGACGAUGGAAGCCCGUUGCAGAAUUAUCAAAGGAAUAGAUGCCAAAAAGCCGCAGUCUCGGAAGGAACUGCUAGGAACCUGAUAAAUUCACCUUCAGAUCAAACUAUUUCAAGGAAUGUCUCAAUAAAUGUGAGCAUGCAACAGGCGAAGGGGUUGGCAGAAUCAUCAACAAUAUCAUGUCCGUAUCCCACAAAACCUCUACAUUCAUUGCCUUCUACUUCUUCAUCAAUAUCUCCUCAGUCAUACGAUAGUCACCCAUUCCCAUCCAGCUCAACCACUUCAAGGUUGCCUUGCCAUUCCACAGGAGAGCAAGUAUCUUAUCAAGUUUCUGAUAGCCAAACCUUGGGAUAUAAGACACCUAGCAACUCUUAUGUAUCUGAAGAGAGGCCAGUGUUGCCUUCGUUGAGCAAUGAAUCUGGUAUGCACUCCCAUGGCGGGUCUUCAGGUAAUUGGUCUAGGUCUGGCUUUUCUGAGCUAACUGGCAGUUCCUUCAAAGAAAGAUGGUCAUUUGAUAGUGAGUCAUUUGGUUUUAAUUGUGAAAGGCUGGUUAGAUCCAGUAGUCGGUUUUCAAAUUCUCCAGUUGAUUUCCAAACAUGUGGUGUUUGCUCAAAACUUUUAACUGAGAAGUCUUCUUUGGGCACCCAAAAGAUAAUUGCUAGUAAUGACCUUUCUGUAGUUUCUGUCCUUAUCUGUGGGCAUGUUUAUCAUGCUGAAUGUUUGGAGUGUUUGACACCUGAAGUCAACAAGUAUGAUCCACUUUGUCCAGUUUGCACUUUUGGUGAGAAAUAUACUCUUAAGUUGUCUGAAAAAGUUCUGAAAGCUGAAAUGGAUUUGAAGGCUAAAAAUAAGAAAUCAAGAAACCGAAUUGUGGACGGUGAUAUUGACGAUAAUUCUGUUGUGCAUGAACACUUUAGAGAAAAAUGGCGUCAAGCUAGCAAAGGUCUUCGAAUUGAUUCUAGUUCUAGUGGGAGAAGCUCUAAUGGGAAACCUUUUCUUAAGAGACAUUUCUCAUUUGGCUCAAGGAGUUCCAAACCCAUGCUAGAUAAUCAGUCAAGCCGGAAAAAAGGCUUCUUUUGGGCAAAAUCUAGCAGGGAAUAAGCUGCUUUGGGCUUGUUGAAAGGUUCCGUUGUUGAACUUCUACACAGCCUCAGAUAAAAUGUCCGAGGAAAUGGCAAGAUGACAUUCAUCAAGCAUUGAUUUAUGAUCUGUAUACACUAAUACAUGAUUUCUAAAGGUUUAGAAGCUGGAAUUUCUCUGUAAAGAAGAAAUAUGAAACUGAAAAGAUACAUAUAGGAAGACAAAGAUAUAGUGUUUAGAAAUCAAUGGUUUUGCUAUUUUGUACAGAUUGAUUAGAUUAUUGCAUAUGGAUAUAAUUCAUUCUCGGAAGAUGUUCUGUUGUCCCUUGUUCUGAUGAUAUGUAAUGCAAUAUAAAUGCCAUAGGCCAUUGGCAGAUUCUGGUGCUGAGCUAUGGUCUUCAAAGAUUGUUAGGCAAUAACAAUUAGUUUGUAUGACACAAAUUUAUUGUUAAAUUGUGAUAUUUGAAGAACACUUAAUCACUUCAAACAUUUUAUUUACCAUAUUUUGGUA